AGCUGUCAGUCACUGAGGCUCAGAUCACAGGUGACAUUUGACUAUGUCACAUCACAAUUUAUAAUAGAGGAUAGCUCUCUCGCUCGGAUCAAGAUCGGAUCAUCUUUCGUGUGUAUGUUCUUUUCCUCGUUCGUCGUUAAUUGUGUGACUAAGCCUGCCGAAGCCCUCUCAGGAAUAAGAGCUCAGCUUCGUCUGUUUGUUUUUGACUGACCGCCACGGAUCGCAGUGAUUUUUCUUGGCCAUUGCGUACCCUUCGUUACUUCGUCGCAGUCGUUCUCCGUGGACGCACGAAUUUCGAGCCCUCGAGUGUCGUGUCAAGUGAGUUAUGGAUGACAAGUUCCAGUGACGAUAGAAUUAGAGGAAGUGGAAAUUAAGAUCUGCUAAGUGAUUGAAAAAAAAUAAAAACAACCAAACGGGCAAACCAGUGAUAGAGAGUUUGCAGUGAAGUGAUAAACAAUUGUGACAAUAUUUGCCAGCAUGGCAUUGGAAGAUCGUUGUAGUCCUCAAAGUGCACCCAGUCCGCCACACCAUCAUCACCACAGCCAAAGUCCGAUCAAUUCUGCAACCGCUACAAUGUUGACCACCACGGGAGGAACUCGCGUCUCGCCUACUGGCGACGAGAUGUCGCCACUUGUACCGAUCUCCCCGGUUCAUAUCAAACAGGAGGUGAUGGAUCCGAUUCCCCCGCAGCCAACGCAGCAACCGAGCAUUUCUUUUUCGAUUACCAACAUUUUGAGCGAGAGUUUUGGAAAAGUACCCUCCGCACCGGCUGGUCCGAUCCACCACCAUACAGUGAGUCCUAUGGCAAGUCCUCCGUGCAGUUCGGACUCCAACAGUCCCAGCGGCCCAAUUAUGCACCUCAAUCAUCCGGGUCUUCACCAGCAGCGAAGAGACAGCCUGUUUCGGCCUUAUGAUAUUAGCAAAUCACCUCGAUUAUGCUCCAGCAAUGGUAGCAGUAAUCACAAUCCUUACCAUACCGACAGUGAAUCGCAGGAUUCGAAUUGCUACGAGCCUCAAGCUGCUGCUGCAGCAGCAGCAGCUGCUAGUAUGCUGAUGUUCAACAACAACCAUUACCACCCCCGAAUCCCAACACUGUACGACUUCAGCACGAAAACCAUACCCAGCAUAGACCCUCGGUCACCGCUGCUGAACGGGUUCAGCGCCACCAGUUACCCCAAGCUGCACGAGGAAAUCAUCAACAGCCACCGGAAGUUCCAAGCCAAACUGUUGGAGAAUCAGGCAAAAGCGGCGGCCGCAGCAGCUUCACUGCAUCCGCACUCGAUGCCCCCGCUAGGGUCCUUGUGCAAGACGGUGUCGCAAAUCGGGCAGCACGUGGCCUCCUCCGCCGGGAGUGGCGUUAUGAACGGCACAACGCCUCUGGACAGCCGUAGUAACGCCAGCAAUAGUCCCAAACUGAGCCCGCGUCCCAUUCCGAAACCGACGGCAACGGUGGCUUCCAGCCUGCCGGGCAACGGUGGUGGUGCCAGUAAUGGUCACUCCGAGGGGAAUAAUAUCGGCAAUAAUAAUGUUAAUAAUAAUGGAAAUGGCAAUAAUAACGAUGGAGCCUCGUCCGAUGAUGCCCGGUCGGAAACGGGCAGCAGCAAAGACGGCGACAGCGGAGGCAACCUGUGGCCGGCCUGGGUGUACUGCACCCGGUACAGUGACCGUCCCAGCUCGGGUCCCCGCUACCGUCGAACGAAGCCACCCAAAGAGAAAGGCGAAAGUGAGGAAAAACGUCCCCGAACGGCUUUCACCACUGCCCAGCUGCAAAGACUGAAGAACGAGUUCAACGAAAAUCGUUACCUCACGGAAAAGCGCCGCCAAGCGCUCAGUGCCGAGCUGAAUCUGAACGAGUCGCAAAUCAAAAUAUGGUUCCAAAACAAGCGGGCCAAAAUCAAGAAAACUUCCUCGGAAAAGAACCCGCUGGCCCUGCAGCUGAUGGCCCAGGGGUUGUACAACCAUUCGACGGUUCCGCUCACCAAGGAGGAGGAAGAACUGGAGAUGCGCAUGAACGGUCAAAUCCCGUAAGUGCACAGCGAGAAGGAAGAGGAGGAGGUUAUGUCAACAUGCAGAUUCAUCGCGGCCGCGCGAAAGAAGUUCACUGCACGUAGCGCAAUUGACGCUGUUGUCUGUCAGCUUCAGUGUCCGCCAUUAAUAAGGCGUCCUCGUCGAUGUAAACAAAAGUAUCCAUAAUGAGAUUCCUGUGCCACCGCUCUCUCGAUGCAAACGCGUACGUGGACGGACUCGAGUCUGCGAGCUGUCAGUUGCGUUUUUAGCGAGGGCUUUUGAAUUAUUGAUCUCCAGACAGUGGCCGAUGUACCAUUUUGUUGCUGCAUCACUCUCGAGUGACGUUCAGCAUAACCUCGCAGUUCGGGAUUGAAGCUGUCAGUCAGCAGCGAGCAAACUGGCGAAGGGAAAAAAGCAGGCGAGGCUUACCCGGGACCGGGCGGAUAACGAACAGAAAAAAAAACAACAGAAAAGCAACAAGACCCAGUACAAUUACAUUUAAAUAAUUGAAUUAAUGCCCCCCCCCCCCCCCCCCUUCCCGAUGGCGGUGGGAGGAACCGGCGGGAGGAGGCUGAAAAGCUGUUACUCGUUCUGGUAAAACAAACAAAUUCAGCUCUUCAUGCGCCACAACGAGGCCGUAUGAGAAAUUUCUGUAAAUGUAAAUAUUGAAUUUUAAAAGGCUCUUUAGCACCAGGCAUGCAGUAGCUUGGCUUUCUCACGCACAGAUCCUGCUGGCGAUUUAAAGAGCUGAAAGUAGAGCAUAUUUUCUAUAUUCGUCCGAAGGAACUGAGCUCAGCCGGUUAGGGUGGUGCAAUAAAAUAAAAAAAAAAAAAAAACUACCAUUUCCCCUACCGACGACGGCUGAUCUCGGAUCUCGCUGAAGAGGAAAAAAAGGAACAAGCGUGAUUGUAAUCUACUGAAACCGAAUAGCAAUAUACCUAGAUAGAAGUGAUAGGUUAGUUCUCACCCACUUAAAGUUGUGAAUAGCUUAGUCAAAGGAUGUGGUUAGGUGGAAUGAGGUUAGGUUACACGUUUCGUUAUUUCGCGUGCCCCGUAGAAAACAUGUAAAUUAUUUACUUCCAAUGUCGGCAGAACUUUUUUUGUUAGUUGAAAAAAGUACUGUCCAACCAGAAAGGCUAUAGGAUCGGAGACGAAUGCAAUGUAAAUGUGUGUACAAAAAGUUAAUAGCUACUGAAAAUUAAUUGAGAUUAACUGCAUUGGAUUAGAGCAAACAACGACCCCACAGACAAACUAGAUUAACGUUCGGCCGAAGCUAGCCUGAGGCCGUGCAUGUGUUCCCACGCGGAAAGACCGAUCCAACGUCGAUAAUUAGUCAUCAAAGCUGCUUCUGUGCACAAUAUUCAUUUAUAUACUAACCAGUUUCCGUCUCAGUCUCAGGCGGACGAUGACGAUGCGAGCGAGCAUCAUAAACAAAUCAUAAACUCCGCUCGUAGGAGUGGUCUGCUUUUUUUGCACCAUUCAUUGUAACGUUUCGGUUAGUGCGCGCCGUUCGUAUAGAAUAACUAUCUAAUCUAAAUUAUGCCUAAUUAUGCUACCAUUGGUCGGUCGUCCCAAUUUGGUUAGGCCAACAGCGCCUGCGCGAUACGUACCCGUAUUUUGACCGUGUGUAAAUUGACGUGUAUGUAGAAAAUAAAAGCGGAAAGGGUAACAUCAAGGCGCACGGCGUACCCUCUCCGUAGUUAUCCGCUAAUCUAUGCAGAAUCGCCACCAGCCGUAGGAGCCGUUUCUCAUUAUACUAUGCAGUGCUUAAGAUUAUUAUUAGAUUAUAUAUUACUCUUAUUAUCCGCGUAGCAGUUAAGACUGUAGAAGCUAACCGAUUAACCAUAUAAACAGAGAACAAAACCUAUUAUAUUAUAGCAAUGCAAAAACCGAUAAAAAAGAGAGCGUAAUAA
Messenger RNA from Wyeomyia smithii (pitcher-plant mosquito), 3920 nucleotides. Its product is annotated as segmentation polarity homeobox protein engrailed. Lineage: Eukaryota; Metazoa; Arthropoda; Insecta; Diptera; Culicidae. The transcript is spliced from 3 exons. Gene Ontology annotation, molecular function: RNA polymerase II cis-regulatory region sequence-specific DNA binding; DNA-binding transcription factor activity, RNA polymerase II-specific. The coding region runs from base 478 to 2028 and encodes 516 amino acids. The record is from RefSeq and is a predicted model, not a curated record. Gene Ontology annotation, biological process: regulation of transcription by RNA polymerase II; multicellular organism development; neuron differentiation. Gene Ontology annotation, cellular component: nucleus.